This is a messenger RNA of Capronia epimyces CBS 606.96, 1875 nucleotides long. RefSeq lists its product as uncharacterized. The coding region runs from base 1 to 1875 and encodes 624 amino acids. Gene Ontology annotation, molecular function: NADP binding; N,N-dimethylaniline monooxygenase activity; flavin adenine dinucleotide binding. Lineage: Eukaryota; Fungi; Ascomycota; Eurotiomycetes; Chaetothyriales; Herpotrichiellaceae. The transcript is spliced from 3 exons. The record is from RefSeq and is a predicted model, not a curated record.
AUGUCGGCCAUUGUCGAGGGCACACAGCCCCAUGGCCUGCGUAAUGGCGACGUUCUCUCGCACGUCACGGCGAACGGGGAUGUCAAGGCCGAGGCGCUGCCUCAAGACCCAAGCUCAGGCCCCAAGGCUGGCACCGCACAACCGACAACGACACCGACACCGACGCCGGGCGCUGCCAACCUGCCGCCGCUCUACGACCACUGUAUUGACGACCUGCGACCCAUCAAGGUGAUUUGCAUCGGGGCGGGGAUUUCAGGCAUGUGUGCGGCGAUCCGGUUCAACCAGCGCAUCCAGAACCUGGACUUUGUGGCGUACGAGAAGAACGCAGACAUCGGCGGCACCUGGUUCGAGAACCGGUAUCCCGGCGUGCGGUGCGACAUCCCCAGCCACAGCUACCAGUACACGUUCGAGAGCAACACAGCCUGGAGCGAAUACUACGCCGCGGGGCCCGAGAUCCAGCAGUAUCUCCUCCACACGGCGCGCAAGUACGGCGUGUACAGGUACGUCAAGUUCCGGCACGAGCUGAAGGGCGCCACCUGGCACGCCGACGAGGGGAAAUGGGAACUGAAGAUCCAGAACCUGGCCACCGGCGAGACCUUCACCGACACGUGCGACUUCUACAUCAGCGCGACCGGCAUCUUGAACAAGUGGAAGUGGCCGGAGAUCGAGGGCCUGCAGUCGUUCCAAGGCACGCUGGUCCACUCGGCCAACUGGGACAGCAGCAUCGACCUCAACGGCAAGGACAUUGCUCUCAUCGGCGCCGGCUCGUCCGGCAUCCAGAUCCUGCCCCAGGUGCAACCCAUUGCGAAGCGCGUGGACCACUACAUGAGUGGCAAGACCUGGAUCUCGCCCAUUGGGUUCGGAAGCGAGGAACUGGUGGAGCGUGGCGCCAUCGGGAAUUUCAAGCACACGCCCGAAGAGCUGGAGAGCUGGAAGGACCUGAAGAAGUACAUGGAGUACCGACACAAGAUCGAACGGUCGGUGAACGAGGCGUCGCUGAUCACCAUCUUCGGCACGGAGACGCAGAAGAACUUCCAGCUGAUCAACCGCGAGGCCAUGGCCAAGAAGCUGGAGAAGAAGCCGGAGAUCAUGAAGGCGCUGGAGCCCAACUUCCCGCCGGGCUGUCGGCGGCUUACCCCCGGGCCGGGCUACCUGGAGGCGCUGGUGGAGGACAACGUCAACUUCAUCAACACGCGGAUCAAGCGCGUCGUGCCCGAGGGCAUCGAAACCGUCGACGGCAAGGUGCGCAAGGUGGAUGUCCUGAUCUGCGCCACGGGCUUCGACACGUCGCUCAAGCAGGCGGUGCCCAUCCGCGGCGAGGACGGCGUGCUGCUGGACGACGCCUGGAACCCCGUGCCGGAAUGCUAUUUUGGCAUCUGCCCGGUCAAGAUGCCCAACCACUUCCGCUUCCUGGGCCCCAACGGCGGGCCCGGCACGGGCAGCCUGAUCCAUCUGGUCGAGACGGCGUGCGAGUAUAUGAUCAAGUGCAUCCAGAAGCUGCAGCUCGAGUACAUCAAGUCCAUGGUCAUCCAGGACCAGGCCGCCGCGCAGCUGAGCAAGCACAUCGACACCUACUUCACCCGCACCAUCUACACGCAGCCCUGCAAGUCCUGGAUGAAGCGCGGCAAGGAGACCGGUCGCGUGGUCACGCUCUGGCCGGGGUCGGCCAUGCACGGCAUGGUCGCGUUCCGGAACCCCCGGUUCGAGGACUUCAAAUACACCUACCUGCCCGAGACGGAGCAUGACCGCUUCAGCUGGCUCGGAAAUGGCCUCACCCAGGCCCAGAAGGCCGACCAGGUCACAACCGACUACCUGGACCAUGUUGACCCCCCGCCGGUGGUGGAGUUUGACAAGCCGGAGACGAACGGGGCAUGA